CAUCACUAUAAAUCCACAUUGGAUGUAUUCCGUUUAACGCCCGAUAAACUUAACAAAACUCUCGAUGAGCUAGUAAUGUUUCUGGCCCAGGGUUAAAAUCCACAUUUUUUGAUUCAGAGAUUGACAAAAUUUGUAGUGAUUUCAUUCGUAUCCAAUUGGCGGGACGAUUAUUCAUUGUAAUCUUUGGAUGUCAUCUAGGAACAAUGAGUUCUGACAUGGAAAAGUAUUUGGUGGAGCUAGGAAGUAAAAUUCUGUGUAGGAAUAAUGUUUUGAAGCAAUUGUAUUAUUUAAUCGGAAACAAAGAUGAACCGAAGCCUGAAAGUAUAUUCCUGUAUGGGCAUGUCUCGACAGGAAAAUCCUUCGUUAUUGAGAAUUUACUCUCGUAUCUAAAAUAUAAUCAUUCUAUUAUAAAUUGUAUCGAGUAUCAAACCAGUAAGCGGAUAUUCGAAUAUAUUUUGGUGGAUUUAUCAUCGCAUAAGUUAAGUUCAGAGGAUAACUUUGCUGUGUAUAAAAAAUGUGAUAACUUUUUGGAUUUUAUACUUCAACUCAAAGACAUCGUGGGGAGUAAUGGUGAUCCUGUCAUUAUUGUAUUCGAUAAAUGUGAAAGAAUGAGGGAUAUGGAUCCUAAUUUAUUGCCAGCAUUUUUACGAUUAAAAGAAUUGUCAGGAAUUAAUGUCUGCACCAUUUUUGUGAGCGACAUUGUCUGGGAAAAGUUUCACUCAAAGACAGGAAUGCUUGAACCUAUAAAAGUUUAUUUACCACAGUACACUCGGGAUGAAAUGGCUAAAAUUUUAUUCUUAAACAAGCCACAGAGUAAUGAUGACAGUUUUUAUAAGAAUUAUAUAAACCUUUUUCUGUCGGUGUUCUUUCGAUUUUGCAGAGACGUAAAUGAACUCCGAUACAUGGCUAUGAUUAAUUUUAAAAAGUAUGUAGAGCCUGUAGAAAGUGGUCAGCUUGAUAGCAACGAUGUGAGCGCAUUGUGGCGUAACAUUUCCAGUAUUUUAAAGAAAAAUCUUGAAGUAAUUUAUUUAAGAGUGUCAACAGAUGAUUUUCAGGAUCGUGCUCAGCUGUCGGUAGAAAUUGAAUCAACAACAAAGUUAGCUCUAAGCUUCGAAUUACCAUUUUAUGCCAAAUACUUGCUGAUAGCCGCUUUCUUAGCUUCCUAUAAUCCCGCUAAAGAGGAUAAACGAUUAUUCUUGAAGCAAAGUUCUAAGAGAAAAAAAAGAAUUCCUACUAACAAAAAGCCUAUCAUCGCCAGGAUGUCUUCAGGCCCUCGUCAAUUCCCACUGACUCGAAUGCUUGCAAUUUUCUGUGCUAUAAUCGAUGAGAAAGUAGAUCUUAAUGCCAGUUUACUUGCACAAAUACCAACUAUGUGCAAAUUAGGUUUGUUAGCUGAAAUCGGGGAUAAUAAUUUAGAUGAGCCCAAAUUCAGAUGCUGUGCUGGUUACGAUUUUAUUUUAGUUAUCUCUAAAACGGUUGGCUUCAGUAUUUCUAACUACCUAUAUGAUUUGAUACAUUAACACUGCGUACAUUAAUAUACACUUUUCAUUGUUGCACUCAAUUUGAUGUAGCUUUAUUUAUUGUGCCAAUGGCUUAUAAAUUGUUUUUGUACUCUCAUCAUGUAUGUACAAUAAACAAAAGGACUGAAAAUUGGUGAUUUAUCUUUAACUCAUUUGUCGUAUCAUUGCAUGCAUAAUCACCUAGUGUAUUAAAUAAAUUAUUUUAAACGAAAAAUGUAUUUCUUAGAAAAUCAAGGAACAAUUUAGUACUAUUCUCGAGUCUUGGUAUU
Molecule: messenger RNA, 1789 nt
Organism: Orussus abietinus
Lineage: Eukaryota; Metazoa; Arthropoda; Insecta; Hymenoptera; Orussidae
Gene: Orc5
Product: origin recognition complex subunit 5
Exons: 2
Coding region: 204-1520 (438 amino acids)
Biological process (GO): DNA replication initiation; DNA replication
Cellular component (GO): nucleus; nuclear origin of replication recognition complex
Molecular function (GO): DNA replication origin binding
Source: RefSeq, a predicted model, not a curated record